GUUUCCGGACGGUACGUUUGGGCCGGUAACACACGGCGAAGGCUAGUCAUUACAGUGAUGCUGUGAAACACUGAUUCAAUCACUUUGUCCUUCUCGCCCAUUGGGCAGACAGUGGGGGCGGUAAUCAUGUUGAGUGACAUCCCACGGGACGCCCUCCUCCGCCCUCUCACCCGAAAUGAGGUGGUGGGGAUGCUGCUGAGACUGACCAUCUUUGGAGCUGCAACAUAUUACAGCAUCAAAUGGGUGGUGGAAGCUUUUGACCCGACAGAGAAACAAAAAUCUCAGGCCAAGAAAAGGGCAGAGCGGUUGAUGAAGGAGAUUGGCAUAGAGGGUGUCACUCUGACAGAGUAUGAGAUGAACAUCGCCACCCAUCUCAUAGAUCCCCGCAGCAUUAAAGUGACCUGGAGAGAUGUUGCUGGUUUAGAUGAUGUCAUCACAGAUCUGCAGGACACUGUCAUUUUACCUUUUCAGAAAUACCACCUCCUCUGUGGCUCUAAACUCUUCCAGCCUCCCAAAGGUGUACUGUUGUACGGGCCGCCAGGAUGCGGAAAGACUUUAAUUGCCAAGGCAACAGCGAAAGCAUCCGGAUGCCGCUUUGUUAAUCUCCAAGCCUCCACUUUGACUGACAAGUGGUAUGGUGAAUCACAGAAGCUGACUGCUGCUGUGUUCUCAUUGGCUGUCAAGAUUCAGCCCUGCAUCAUUUUCAUUGAUGAAAUAGAUUCAUUUCUAAGGAACCGUUCCAGUUUGGACCAUGAGGCCACUGCUAUGAUGAAGGCCCAGUUCAUGAGUCUCUGGGAUGGAUUAGAGACGGGAGCCAGCAACCAGGUUAUGGUGAUGGGGGCUACUAACAGACCUCAGGAUGUGGAUCCAGCAAUACUACGCAGAAUGCCAGCUUCCUUUCAUGUAGGACUCCCUAAUGCAGCUCAAAGAGAAGAAAUUCUUCGACUCAUUUUAUCUGGUGAAAAGCUGAGCAACGCAAUCAACCUGAAGGAGAUAGCGGAGCCGACAGAAGGUUACUCUGGCAGCGAUCUGAAAGAGCUGUGCAGGGAUGCUGCCAUGUACCGUGUCAGGGAUUACGUCCGCAAACAGCAGAUGAAGCAGAUCGUACAGCAGUUCCAGCUGGAUGAGGAGGAAGAGCGCAUGGACGGAACGCAGCUGAGGCCCGUGACUCAACUGGACCUGCUGUUUGGCCUAGAUAAAAUGAGAGAGUCCAAAUUGGCUACAGUUGUCCCAGCAAAUCUGAGAGAGGUGCCACUGGACUGAAUAUAUCUCACUGUAUACAUUGUGUAACACUUCACUCGCACUUUCUCACGCUACUUUCUAUAUUUCUGCCUCUUCUAGAUCACUGUCAUUUUGCAUUUAUUCUUUCCCUAACUUUUUCUGUUACAUCUUAAACAUUAGUUUAAUGCACUACUAAUGCAUUUACUCUUGGGUAUAACCCAAGUCUUGGGUAUUUUUUUGCAUGUUGUGGAGUAGCAGAAUACUAUAUUGAAUCACUGUUUGGAAAUGAAAGAUAGAUUUGCUAGCUGUUUUACUGUGUCUACACAUGUUUUGGAGUAUUAGAGUAUUAGAACAAGUAUAGUGUGUUAAAUGUCUCAGUAAGAUGCAUGAGUAUCUCACUAAACUGAUCAGUGCAUGAGUGAUGAACAUUAAUUAAAAUCAAAUGAUAAAUAUCUUCAUGCAAAAACAUACAAUUUUGUAAUCUAAUUUAUGCCAAAUUUAGUAUUUAAAAAGUAUUUUGUGACAUAUUUAGUAUGUCACUUAUUGUACAGUAUGUAUGAAGGCUUGCAUAAAGUGGUGUAGCCUGUCCCAGCAUCUCUGGCUGUAAUAAAAAUGUGUAUUUAUUUAUUUAAUUAUUUAUUUAUUUAGAACAAAUUAGGUAAUGACACUUUUUGUACUUUUUUCUUCGUGAUUUUAGAUUUUAACUCGAAACAAAAAAAUAGUUGUCUUAAAAGUACAAAUUCUGUCAUUUAUUUUACUCUUUUCAUUUAAGACCUGUUUAUGACAUUUUACUCUCUGUAGUGCUGAGAAGGGGAGGCGGGAAGGGUGGAGUGAGCCGUUGUUUGCAAUUCAAAACCUUACCGCUAGAUUACUCAAUUUGACAAUUGGACCUUUAAAGUCUGAAUGAUAUGCCGUUGUGAACGUGAUGCGCUUAACUUGGAAUAAAAUCAAUAAACCAUUCAAAUUGUCAAAACCAGCAUCUUUUACUGGUUAUCAUUGGCUCGCAUAUACAGUUUACUUACACAAGCACCGAAUGCUUUUUUGCAAAUUCCGGUUUGUCCCUUCUGACCUCCAUUGAGUUCUCCUCUUUCACCAGCCGUAGACGCCUUCAGGUGGAAACAUAAGGUUUUCAAUCGCUUUAUUUUUCAAGACGUUAAAAGAAUUUAAGUGUUUCCUACGCGCUUCAUGUGUGUUGCAAACCAGUAAUUCCAAACUAGAAGUUAGCAGGUUUUAAAAAGACAUUCAGAGUAGAAUAAAUUGUGCCACCAUUGAAGUAUUAUUUUCUAAAUAUAAAAAAUAUAUGAAUUAUGUUUAGGAGUAAGGUUUAAUAGGAAGCUAUUUCCGAUUUAAUUUCCAUGAAAGGCUACUGAGGUGAUACUGAUGGGACUGUGAGGGGUAUUCAAGACCACACAAACACUAUGUUGAAACACUGUUGUAUAGAUGUAACAUGGUUAUUAUGUGUUACUUUGAUAACGGGUGGAGAAAACUAUGUCUGGCAGCUUAAUUAACCAUACAUUAAAAAAUUUCACACA
Triplophysa dalaica is the source of this 2753-nucleotide messenger RNA. RefSeq names its product ATPase family AAA domain containing 1a (gene atad1a). Bases 127 to 1263 code for a protein of 378 amino acids. Lineage: Eukaryota; Metazoa; Chordata; Actinopteri; Cypriniformes; Nemacheilidae. Gene Ontology annotation, cellular component: mitochondrial outer membrane. The transcript is spliced from 10 exons. The record is from RefSeq and is a predicted model, not a curated record. Gene Ontology annotation, molecular function: ATP binding; ATP hydrolysis activity.